CAUACCGGAGCCUGAAGUGGUCUCACCUGAAGGUACUGAUAGACGUCUUAAGGUACCUGCAGGUGCAGAGGAUGUGUGUCUCCAGACUUCAGUGGUGGAGGUAGCACAUCAUCUUGGUCCACGCUGUGCUCUCUGUGCACCUUGAGGAGAUGCUGCACUGGGCCACACACUGGGGAACAUGUGUCUGGCUCCAGACUCUGUUGGCCUAUGCCUUGGCCAACUGUCCCUCUCAGGCCCCCAGCCCUCACAACUUCUCAGUAGUGUAUACUAUGCCCUUCUUCCAGGCUCGGAGUCCCAUCCAAAACAUUGUCAACAAUUCUCUGUACCAGGAGGUAUACGUGGCAUCUCAAAAUGUGAUUGAGGCUGUGAACCGGAGCCUGGAGAAGGUGUGGCAGCUUCGCACGGGGCCAGUGGGUAGUCCCGAGUGUCAGAUUUGCACUUUGUGUGACAUAGACAAGGAUCCGAACUUUCUGGAGGACACAAACAAUCAGGUCCUGCUGCUGGACACUCUGUUCAUGUAUUUAUAUUCUUGUGGAAGCUCUCAGUAUGGAGUGUGCUACUUCCACCAACUCAACUCAAAUGGAGAAGCCCCUUCCCUUUCUAAGUGUCUCUAUGGCAAAGAGUCCAACUCUGCAGCCUACUGCCCUGACUGCGUGGCCAGUCCCUUGGGCACUAAAGUGACCAUGGUGGAGGAGGGUCAGACUGUCUAUUUCUUUGUUGCUGCCUCAGUCAAUGACAGUGUCACCCAGCGUUAUGGGAGGAAGUCCAUUUCGGUGCGGCGCCCUCUAGCCACAGAAGAUGGCUUCUACAGUGAUGUGCGAGGCCUGACCGUGCUGCCAGGCCUGCGCAGGACUUACCAUAUCCAGUAUGUCUACAGCUUCUUCACUCAGGAGUUUGUCUAUUUCUUGUCAGUACAAAGAGAAAGCCCCAAUCAGGACUCCUCUCCUUUCCAAACCCGCUUGGGCCGACUGCCACGAAAUGAGUGGGAGAUGAAGAGGUACAGAGAGAUCAUUUUGGAGUGUCGCUUUGAGCCCAAGCGCCGGCGCAGAAACGUGGCCAGUGAGCCGUACAAAGAUGUUGUGUACAACGUGGUGCAAGCAGCACAUUUUGGUCGGGCUGGCAGGGAGCUGGCUGAGGAGCUGGGAGCAGAGGAGGAGGAUGACAUACUGUAUGGAGUGUUUGCUGUUACUGAUGACAACGGGGUCACAGAGCAUGACUCUGCUCUGUGCGCCUUUCCCAUGGACAAUGUCAACAAGGCUAUCAGUGAUGGAGUGGACGACUGCUGUGAGUCAGGCCCAGAGCAGCUGUCCAGGGGCCUCUGCCAUUUCCAGCCCUGUGAGAGCUGUCCACAUGAGAGCAUGGAGAACAAUGCCACAUGCAGAGACUACCCCACCAUGGUGUCCAAGCCUUACUACAGAGUGGACCUCUUCAACAGGCAGAUGACAGAUGUCCUGCUCACGUCUCUACUGGUCACAACCAUUGAGAACAAGACAGUGGCCCACAUUGGCACAUCCACUGGUCGUCUGCUCCAGCUUGUACUGACCAGAUCCAGCCCGAUUAUUUUUGCAAACUACUCUUUGGUGGAGAACCAAAGAGUGUCGUCCAUUGCUGCUGUGUACUCUUCAGAGUAUCUGCUGUUCGUGGCUGGAGACAAGAUGUUCCAAGUACCUCAGAGAGGUCCAGGCUGUCAGCACUUCCUGACCUGUGCCAUGUGUCUGACCUCUCCGAAGUUCAUGGGCUGUGGCUGGUGCUCUGGAAUUUGCUCAUGGGAAAGUGAGUGCCACAGCCGCUGGAGGAAUGAGUCUUGUCCUCCUGGGAUUUCUGGGUUCUUUCCACGGACUGCGCCCCCUGAUGGACAGACUGAGGUAACAGUUUGUGGCUGGGAGUUCCAGUCACCUUUGAGACCUGCAAUAAGCUCAAGAACACACCAUGUUCGUUUGGGACAGAAUGCCUGUUCUGUGCUUCCAGUCAAAAGCAACAACACACAUUUGGUAUGCAAGAUCCGCUCUGGAGCCACAGAGCUGUCCAAGCCUGUCAGUGUUACCAUUGAGGUACAUGAAGGCAAGGUGGAGGGUCGCUAUUCAAUAGACGGGAGAGCGGAAAUGCCAGGAUUCACCUUUGUGAUACCGAAUAUCACAGAAAUUCAACCUAACUAUGGACCUCUGGUGGGAGGCACACUGGUCACCAUUACUGGACCUCAUUUAGAUGCUGGAAGGACAAGAAAAGUCACUCUCAAUGAUGUUCCCUGCCCCAUAAAAAAAAUAACAGAACCAAGAGGCAACCUGUCCUCCAUCAUCUGCCUUUCUCAGCCGAUGUUAGAAGUCAGAGAUGUCCCACUAAGUGUUUUUAUUGAUAAGUCUCCUGUUCUCACCAACAAAGUGUUCUACUACAAAGAAAACCCCAUGAUUACAUCAGUGCUACCUGACUGCAGCUUUGACAGGGGUUCAAAAAUUAUUAUUGAAGGAGCAAACCUUGAUUCCGUAUAUCGUACUAUUGUGCGCUUCAAACCCAAUGAGAGCCACCUGAAGCCUGUCACCAGAGAGUGCAUUGGUAAAUCCUCUCCAAACAGGUUGGAGUGCAUCACUCCUGUUUUCCCCCGAGAUGAGACUGAGGAGGGAGAGCUGUCAUUUGACAUGGAUGGGGCCCUGGGGCUGUGGAACAGGGAGUUCUCUUACCACCCAUACGGAGAGCCCAUACCCUUUGAAACAGAUGGAAAUGUACUUAGUCUGUACCCUGGGUUCGAUGAGGUCUCACUACAUCAUCAGAAGCUGAACCUGGUAAGCUCUUGCAUGACCAUUGUUAUGACAGUAGCAGGAGUCGACUGUGAUGCUAAAGUCUUAGAUAAUGAGAUCACCUGCAGAAUCCCUAAAAACAUGACCAUUCCCAGUGAAGGCCUGCCUGUUAAGAUAUCCAUUAAUGGGCAAGUUCAUAAUGUUGGUACUGUGGUUAGGGUCAGUAACCACUAUAUGGUUGGCAUUGUACUGGGGAUCCUGGCUGCCCUAGUUGCUGGGGCGGUACUUGCCUUUGCUGUAAUGAAACAUCUGAGGAAGAAGAAAAAAGCUCAGAUGGUGGAGAGCCGCUUGUCACACAGUGCAAACCGCUCUGGCUCAAACACUGUAGAGCUCACUCCUGUUGGAGACUACAGAAGAGUGGUAUCCAGGAGUCCUCCCACACCUUUGGUUGGGCCUGUUGGGCCAGUGUUGUUCCCAGGCCUGGCCUAUGGAGCUGGCAGCAUAGACCCCACUCUCACCCCACUCAUGCCUGCAGAAAAAAUAUCCAUCACCAGUUUCCGCCCAGAAUUAUUGGAGGAGGUGAAGGAUGUGCUCAUACCUGCUGAGUUACUGAUUGUGCAUUACCACAGGAUCAUUGGCAAAGGACAUUUUGGGACUGUAUAUCAUGGGUACUUUACAGACCACAACAACAGAGAAAGCCACUGUGCUGUAAAGUCUUUAAACAGAAUAACAGAUGUAGAGGAAGUGGAACAGUUUUUGAAAGAGGGCAUUAUAAUGAAAGCUCUCCAUCACACAAAUGUGCUCUCUCUGCUGGGCAUCCUCUUGCCACAAGAAGGACUCCCUCUAGUGGUACUUCCAUACAUGAAACAUGGAGACCUGCGCCACUUCAUUCGCUGUGAGAAGAGGAAUCCGACUGUGAAGGAUCUGAUUGGCUUUGGUCUCCAAGUUGCCAAAGGAAUGGAAUAUUUAGCUCAGAAAAAGUUUGUGCACAGAGAUCUCGCUGCUCGUAACUGCAUGUUAGAUGAGUCAUACACUGUGAAGGUGGCCGACUUCGGCAUGGCUAGAGACGUGUUUGACAAAGAGUACUACAGUGUUCAGGACCACAGGAAGGCAAAGUUGCCAGUUAAGUGGAUGGCUAUUGAGAGUCUACAAACGCAGAAAUUCACUUCUAAAUCAGAUGUGUGGUCUUUUGGUGUUCUGAUGUGGGAGAUGCUGACUAGAGGUGCAAGCCCAUAUCCAGAAGUUGACCCUUAUGAUGUCACACAUUACUUGAUGAAAGGCAGGAGGCUUCCCCAGCCACAGUAUUGUCCUGACCCUUUAUAUAACAUAAUGUUGCAAUGCUGGGAUCCAGAGCCGGACUGCAGGCCCAGUUUUGCGACUCUGGUGUCAGCUGUGUCCACUAUCCUUUCCAGCCUGGAGGGGGAGCACUACAUCAGUCUGAACAUUACAUACGUGAACUUGGACCAGCCUCGGCCCUAUCCUGCACUCACAGAGUCGGCUGAUGAGUACGACUCCACAGACAUGGACGACUCUGGCUCCUCCUCUUGAUCCUCCUCCUGAUCUGGGUGCAGCACAUAGACUCUACACAAAAAGCGCUGUCUACAUUAGAUUGCACACUCAAAAAUAUGUGCUUUUAAAUUUUGAGGAUGUGGAGAUAAAGAAAAUUAAUAAUAGGACCCAAAAGGAACACUGAAGACACAUUUUACUCAGCCACGGUCCUGUUACCGAAGUGGUCAUGGCAGAAAGGUUGCGGCUCGAACGUGGAAAACUGCCAAAAGUACCGCCAUGAGGAGUCAGAGUGAAGACUUGGAGACUUUCUAGUUAAAUCUAUGUUCUUCCUUUUCUGCAGUUGCUGUAUUCAUUUACUACAUAUGUAUGAAUACGCAUAUAGAGUUGCACUGAGCAAUUAGACAAAAGGAGCCAGUUGAUGGAAAAGUAAAACUUUACUGCUUUACAACUUUACUUUAUAAAAUAUUUGUUAGUAAUACUAUGCACAGUACAAAAAGCUGUUACAGUAGCAAAGCCAUGCACUUUCAUACAGAAUUUACUGGUGUAACAUUUCCACAUAUUUCCAUGUGACAUACUGUCAUGUUUAUGACACCUUCAUGUUGCUUGU
Boleophthalmus pectinirostris (great blue-spotted mudskipper) is the source of this 4848-nucleotide messenger RNA. RefSeq names its product macrophage stimulating 1 receptor b (gene mst1rb). Gene Ontology annotation, molecular function: transmembrane receptor protein tyrosine kinase activity; ATP binding; protein binding. Bases 150 to 4280 code for a protein of 1376 amino acids. Gene Ontology annotation, biological process: phagocytosis; multicellular organism development; cell migration. Lineage: Eukaryota; Metazoa; Chordata; Actinopteri; Gobiiformes; Gobiidae. Gene Ontology annotation, cellular component: signaling receptor complex; membrane. The record is from RefSeq and is a predicted model, not a curated record. The transcript has 22 exons.